GCGGGGUCCGCGCGGGGCAGCGACUGAGACGCGGGUGCUGAACCGGGAGGUGGCACUGGUCAAGGCGUGCGGCGGCCAGCGAUGAAGCCGCCUAUUUCAAUACAAGCAAGUGAGUUUGACUCCUCAGAUGAAGAGCCUAUUGAAGAUGAACAGACUCCAAUUCAGAUAUCAUGGCUACCUCUGUCACAAGUGAAUUGUUCUCAGUUUCUUGGUUUAUGUGCUCUGCCAGGUUGUAAAUUUAAAGAUGUUAGAAGAAAUAUUCAAAAAGAUACAGAAGAACUAAAGAGCUAUGGUAUACAAGACAUAUUUGUUUUCUGCACCAGAGGGGAACUGUCAAAAUAUAGAGUCCCAAACCUCUUGGACCUCUACCAGCAGUAUGGAAUUACAACUCAUCACCAUCCAAUCCCAGAUGGAGGGACUCCUGACAUAGCCAGCUGCUGUGAUAUAAUGGAGGAGCUUGCAAUCUGUCUCAAGAAUAACCGAAAAACCUUAAUACACUGUUAUGGAGGACUUGGGAGAUCUUGUCUUGCUGCUUGUCUCCUUCUAUACCUAUCUGACACUGUGUCACCUCAGCAAGCCAUAGACAGCCUGAGAGAUGUAAGAGGAUCUGGGGCAAUACAGACCAUAAAGCAAUAUAAUUAUCUUCAUGACUUCCGGGAUAAACUAGCUGCAUAUCUAUCAUCAAGAGAKUCACUAUCAAGAUCUGUGUCAAGAUAAAGAGUUUCAAAUAGCAUAUAUGUAUAUGUGACCAUGUCUGAAAUUUGAGUUCUCUAGCAUCAUYUGUGUUGAAACCAAACUACUAGUGUUAUCCACUUCAAUGUAAAUGUAUAUAUGCAGAUAUCCCUAAAACUUUAUUGACAAAAUUGUCUCUUUCACUCAUAACACACAGACAGGAAAUUUGGUAUAGUUUUCCUUUUAGAAAUACACUGGCUGCUCUGGUAUAUUUUUACCUAUGCUGGGAAAAAAAUACAUGCAAAUUUGUAUUAUUUACAUGUCUGUCUCAUUUUUCUACCGGUUACUAUGAGUUGGCAUAUGGCAUUGGAAGUAUGAAGUUUUUAUAUGAGUACCCACGCUGAACUUUCACUCUCUAUUCCUCCUGAAAUUCUUCCAUUAGUUUUUCUACUUCAUAGAUUUCUAGCAUUGUAAGAGAUCUCCCAGCACUGGAUCAAUCAAAACAGGUAUUUAUCCAACAUCUGUUGGGAUUUUUUCAGAGAUAAGGAAUUCAUUGGUUCAGACAGUUGCUCCAUUUUUACAGCAUUCAUUUUUCCACCCUAAAAACUACACAGAAUGAAUUUUAGUCUUCCUUUCAUUUUCACAAAGUAUUUGGCUACAGAUUAAUAAUCUCUCAUUCUCCCAUUCCUUCACCUCACUGCAUACUACUGAAAUAUUUUGUCUUUAAAUGAGCUACCCGAUACAAUCAUUUGGGCCAUAAACAAGAAUCAUUUGGGUCAAAGCCACCUCUUUCCACAGAUAUUGAUGGUUUCAGUACCACACCCAUACAUAGGUCCAUGGCUUUUUUGGCUACUGGAGAUCAUAAAAGUGAAUCAAUGGUCAUUGGCUAUUACCAACAGACUGCAAACUCAUAGGCAGUUCUACAGGAGACAGUUUCAUCACAUCAAAAUUUAAAUAAUCAUAAGGUGCCCCAAAGUUUUCCUUUGUCUCACACUCUUCUUGCUGAUGAAAUACUUGAAUUUCAUUAAGAAAAACUCCACAACAAUUACCAGCGCUGUUUGUGAACUUCAGACAAGAGCACCAGUAUGUUCUAYAAUACAAAAUCAAUAUUUUAAUACUUUUAUAUAUGUGCUGCUGCUAGAACUUAAUAUUUUAUUAAGAAUACUAAGCAAGAUGGGUGUUCCAGAUAUUCCACCAGUAUUUAAUCUUUAACUUAGAUUUCUUAUCGGAUCAUAAAUGCCAAAAGUUAUAGCUAAUGCAGUUGUUGUUUAUUKACUUGUUUGUUUGCUUAGGAGUAUAGGUUGCAACAACAGACUAGCCUUCAUUAUUUCUGUAUUACAACCAAGUACAAUUUAAAAUCACAAUACCUGUAAAACUUUAGACUAAAACUGACAUUUACAAAUCUAACAUUACCAAUYUCCUCAUAUAAAUACAGAGCUUACUCAUGAAUACUAGGGAAAAUAUUGGCAUGGAUUAAUCAAAUCUUUUAAUAAUCAAUUGAAUUUUCAAAGUGCAUGCAUCUUAAUUUCCAUAACUGCAUAWUAAACCUUCUGUAUUCAAAAUGCUUGACUAAAUUGUUUUAAUGCCAAGUAUAUAAGAAAACAUCAAUUAUUCCAUAGCAAGGAAACAAGGCAUGACACUAUUCUGAA
Urocitellus parryii (Arctic ground squirrel) is the source of this 2321-nucleotide messenger RNA. It is a transcript of the gene Cdkn3, whose product is annotated as cyclin dependent kinase inhibitor 3. NCBI's taxonomy places the organism in Eukaryota, Metazoa, Chordata, Mammalia, Rodentia, Sciuridae. Gene Ontology annotation, biological process: protein dephosphorylation. The record is from RefSeq and is a predicted model, not a curated record. Gene Ontology annotation, molecular function: protein tyrosine phosphatase activity.